Molecule: messenger RNA, 9150 nt
Organism: Cladophialophora bantiana CBS 173.52
Lineage: Eukaryota; Fungi; Ascomycota; Eurotiomycetes; Chaetothyriales; Herpotrichiellaceae
Exons: 1
Coding region: 1-9150 (3049 amino acids)
Source: RefSeq, a predicted model, not a curated record
AUGCCUCUUGUCAAUGUCACUUCGGUCGCCGCCGUUCUCCUUCUCCUCUACCUAUCCUCCUUUAUCCUACUCGCGAUUCUGCGGAUUGCGACUGGCAUAUCAAUUCAACGCAUUGGCUACUUUAGUCUGCGGCAUAUCUCAUACGCUCCAAGAGAGGGACUGAGAAUCGACCUGCGAGGAGUUGGACUGAGCUUACGCAGGCCGACUUUCGCCCAACCGACAUGGAUCAGUAUAGUGUUCGAAGAUUUGAAGGUCACCAUCGAUCCCGCCGCGCUGGAAAACACUUCAGCAAAGACAGGCUCACAAGAUAUUAUUAAAGAGAAGCCAGAUGAAGAUGAAGAUUCACGUCGGCAUGGAGGACGUCCCUCCAGCGGGAAAAGCCAGCUUUGGAAACGGUUGACCAAUAUCAAAGAGCACAUAAAGCGCUUGCAUCGCAAAAUCCACUUGUUGCGAAUGUUCGAUGUCACUGCCUAUAACACCUCUGCGGAGAUCGUUGGAGUCGGUUAUGUCCAGAUUUCGGCCUUUUCAGCGGCCGUGUACACCAGACGAAAGCUCCUUGAUCGCGGCCGACUCUUCCGACAUAAGAAGGAUCCCCUGGGAGACCAGAAGCCGGCGGAAUGGGUUUUCACGGUCAAGAGCAUCCAGAUGGGAGUUGGUGGCCGCGAUCCGAUUGAGAUACUUGAUGCCCUGAUGAUCAAUGUGCACGGGUUACUGUACAAAGAUCGGGAGGGUCUUCGGGACACUUCGAUCGCCAUAAAGGGUGGCCGUGUCUACGUCCCUGUCGAUGAGAUGAUUCACUUCGCGCGGAAAGGUAGGAGGACGGCAAGAGCCUCUGAACAAUAUGACCAACUGAGUCCAAUCGAAGAGAUUUCGUUUGAAGAUGUGGCGGAAGAAUUGGACAGUCCUGGAAGCCGUGAAGCUGCUAUUGUGCAAACCGUGGCGGACUCGAAAGAGUUCCUGCGUUCUACCCUCCAGAGCGUCCAGGAAGUUCAGGUCGGCAUGAGUUUUGUGCGCAUAUCGAAAGAGGUCGAGUCACUCAGACAGGCCAAUCUUCCGUUGGUCGCCAACGUCGUCAUUCACGAAAUCGGCAUUGAUCUGCAUAGGCUUGAGCAAAGCUCCCCUGCUCAUCGUAUGUACUUUCAAAGGGAAGACACUGCUCACCAAGCCUUGCUUGCCGCUCUGUCGAUUUCCGUCAGUCUCGACGAAGACGAUUCUCGCCCGAACAGAAUCAUGUACAUUCCCAUGGCUACGACGACUAUCAGGACAACUCUCCCAGCGAAAACUAUGAGUUUCUCACAAGACCGAGACGUCGCUGAAAGGAAUACAAAUAUCUUGUUCGCUAACUUAGUCGUCACAUCACCUUCCCUCGACCUAGCACCACAGCACCUUAUGAAAUUAUUGGCUCUCACCCAGACCCAUAAAUCUCAAGCUCAACCUCCUUCUCGUAACCACCACCGCCUCAUCUCAAGACUCCUCCCCAAGGCAAGCAUCAAGUUCUCGAUCCAUGAACCCGUGCUCAGGUUUGUGUUACCAGUCGCAAAUCCUGCUCAUGCUGGUCCAGGCGAGUACGACAUGAUCAUCUCCUCCGUCUCCUCCAUCUCUCUAGAUGUUGAAUCCUCCCACUCAGCAGGAGGAGAAUUGUUAUAUUCUCUGGGGUCCAGCUUUCGCGUUCUAUCACACAGGUUAUAUUAUCAAGCUUCUACAGGCACGACACACAACUUAAUCAUUACAGAAGCCUUGGAACUCAAAUUUCAGCUCACCGCCUCGACGGGUGUUUCUGUCACCCUCCAAGGAAAUCUGCGGACUUUCUCUAUUCUCAUGGUGCGAGAAGAAGUAAGCAAGGCGAUCUAUAGUAUAGUGAGGCACUUUAAACACCAUUCUCCCGAGGACAAAGCGGUUGUCCCAAAGUCGCCUCCUGCAGCUUUCUUGCGGAAACUUCCUACUUGGCUUAUAGAGGCGAGUUUUGAGGGAUCCGGUUGCAGCAUCGAGGUCGCGGGCGUCGACUCCAGUGUCUCUGGCCAAACUCGAGGUGUCGCCUUUGAGCUUGAAUCUUGGUCCGCCCAUUAUACAUCAGCAAAAUCAGAGUUAGGCCGAAAAUCGAAAGGACGAAAAGUUAGUACCUCAGUCCGAUACGAAGAAACGUUUUCGGCAAGCAAAGGUGUCUCGCUUUCCCCAUCACAACAGAAGCAUCACCUUAGUGACCCGACAGAUGGAAGACGACUGGCCUGUCAUGUCAAGGGCUUUGACGGCUUCAUCAUCGAAUCUCUUGAUAGGUGGGAACCGACACCAUUCAUGUCAAUUCCGAGAUUUGAAACGGCUUUCAGCACAUCAAGGGAUCAGCAAGGACCUCUGUUCCACAUUCACUCAUCCAUUCGCGCGUUCUAUCUGGAAUUCUCGCUCUACAGAUUCUACUCAAUAGGUGUUGCGGGUUUCGUUGUGAAAGAAGCGUUCGUGGGGCCAGUUCCCACCAAACAGGAUCCAGAGCAUCAUCUGAAAUCAGCAAAUCAUCACACUUUCCAUGAGCAUCUCCCUGUACCUUUGGAUGCGGAACUGUUUGCAAUCGAUGUAAAGGCGCACUACCUCCAAGUCAGAGCUGAUAUGCCACAUGAUCCCCCCAUGAUGCUUCAGAUUUACCAAAUCUCAGGUGGCCGACACAGAUGGUCUGCGCCAUUUAUGAAAGCCGAACUUGCUCGUUUACAUGCGGAAGCGCCGCAUCUCAAACGGAUUUGGGCACGUAUCGUCAGCAUCAGCAACGUCAGAGUGGAUUUACGCCAUAACAAGAAGAAGACUCAGCACGCCACGGUCGAAGAGAGAACCAUCGACGUCUCAACCGACUUCAUUCGCUUAGCAGUGCCCCAUGGGCUGCAGAUGUACAGAGUCUUUGAUAAUUUUAUCAACACUUCAAAGGCCAUAAAACAGCUGCAACAUCGAUUCCAGACACGGUCGAACGAGUAUGUGCUGGGAAAGCACCCCGUUCCUCCUGUCAAGGUUCCUCGAAUCUCUGUCCGAUCAAAAGCCCUUUGCUUCGAGCUAGAAGACGACCCGUUUGAAUGGAAACUUGGAGUGAUCUAUCACGUUGGCCGUAUUGAGCAGAAGCAACGCCUUGCCCGCGAAGAUGCCUUCCGUCUAAAGGUUAAGCGAAUGAAUGACGAGAGGCGGCCGCGGUCAUCAUCUCGACUGCGCGCCCAAUCUGCUCAUUCGAGCCGUCGUGGCUCUCCCAACGCUGCUGGUGACAAUCAUCGUCAUCGACGUUCACGAAGUGUAGAGACCACUCCCAGAAAGCGAUCCACUUCCAGAGGAAGACGCGGCAGGGAACCGCAUCGAAUUAGAUACGAUCGUGAAGGUGUUUGUUCAUUGACGACCCAUGCCAAAAUAGAUGCGAGUGAGGCGUGGGACAAGCUUCAGGAGCACAAUUCUCGGAGCUGGAAAAGACGAAUCGACUGGAUGCUUCGUCUGCAGAACAACACAGUAAAAAGCGUCCGACAGCUGUUCAUGGGCGCUGACGAACCCCCUCAUGACGACCAUGAGACCGAAACGAUUCUUGGCAUUCCAAAUCGCCCUGGCUUGAUGACCUUGAUCAUCAGCGAUCUACAUCUGAUCAUUGACAAGCCCUCCUUUCCGGAAGCUGACCUACCCAAAUUCCUCCAUGAGAUUGGCAAAGGCAUGCCAUACGAUAUGAAAUACGGGCUGCUCAUUCCCACAAGCCUCAGUCUUGACAUGGGUGAAGCCCGUAUCUUCCUUCGAGAUUAUCCCCUCAAUCUUCUCCAUAUCCCCGCUAUACGCCCCGGGCAGCCUGCUCGCCUGCCAAGCUGGUCUCUCAGGACCGACUUCGUCAUCGCAGAAGAGUUUCGAGAUGAAAAAUCUAUCAAGCAUGUUAAAGUCGAGAUUGUCCCCAAAGGGCAACAUGGGACAGACGGAGAAGAAAUUCCAGCCUUCGCUAUUGACGUCAGAAGGACGGUGGCACCUGUCAAGACGUAUUCCAAGCCCGUCAUUGAUAUCAACACGAACCUGCCGACCACCAUUUCCUGGGGUACAUCAUAUCAACCCGUGAUACAAGAUAUGAUGAUGAUCAUCGAGAGCUUCACCAAACCUGAAAUAGACCCCUCCGAAAGGGUCGGCUUCUGGGACAAGAUUCGAUUGAGCUUCCAUUCGCGCCUGGUUGUGAAUUGGAAGGGCGACGGGGAUGUUCAACUCCGACUCAAAGGCACGAGGGAUCCUUAUAUUGUUACUGGUUACGGUGCUGGUUUCGCGAUGUGCUGGCGGAAUGACGUACAAUGGCUGAUACAUCAAGUCGAUGACCCCCGCGAGUUCAUGACUGUCAAAAGUGGAGAAUUUAUACUAGCCAUCCCAGACUACAGUCAUGAAGCCCGCAACACUCCGGAGCAGCGAGCAAGCAAUGAUUCAGACAGCGUAUCAAGCAGCAGUUCUACGAGAAAUACCGCCAUUUUCAAAAAAGUUAUCAUGAAGCUAUCAGGAAAUGUCCAAUGGACUGCGGGCCUCGUCUUUGAACGUGAUUUGCCGGAUGGGAGUCGCACCUCGGAAUCCAGACAUCACUAUGAUGUGGUAUUGAGGAAUCCUCUCUUCCUUCAGGACGUCGAUUUGAACAAAUACGAUGCGUUCCAUGACUUCCGGAGCCAUCACGUACACCUCUCCCUGGCCGUUGCCGCACCGUAUGAUAAAAAUUGGGUAGGUGCGGAUUCGGCUUCCUCAGAAAGCUACAACAGCGUCCAUCUGAGUCCGAAGUUCUUUUCUCAUUUCUUCAGCUGGUGGUCGACAUUCUCUGGCGUGAUGUCUCUGCCCGUCCGGCAAGGUUCGCUAUGGAGAGACCAGGGGAAGACCAGCAAGAAAUUUGGACGACACCUUUCGACGAUCAAGUACAACCUUCUGUUAUCCCCGCUCUUCAUAUCGCACGUUUACAAACAUAAGGACGCCGAAGACUAUCAAGCGGACGUUGUCUCUGCAACCGGCCUGAAGAUCAAGAUCGACAGCUUCAUGCUAGACCUGCACCAACGCCGCGAGUAUUUUAAUACCAUGGCAAAAGUAAGGGCAAAGCAGAUGAGGACCAGUGGAAUGAAAAUCUAUAAGACCGAACUUGACUUUGUACGUGCCGACUUGAGAGCCGUCGCUGCACUCAUUGCCGGAACAACAGCGGAGGACAUUGAGAAUGCCAGUGACGAAAUGCUCUCUUCUUUACAAGAAGUGCCUGCGAACAUUGAUUUAUCCCAAUUCACUAUCCCAGAUCAGGACUUGUCUUGGAUUGAUAUGGACGACUUUGUGGAAUUGGAUUGGGUGUUGCCAGCGGAGUCCAACCCGGAAACCAAGAUCUUGCCAUUGGCUUUCACCCCGCGUUUCACCUACUUCCGACAGACCGAUCAUGGAGGUGCCAUACAGGGAGAUGAGUCCCGUACGAGUCCGUUCGGCGAUGAAGACACCCACUUCUGCGUAAUGGGCCGUGACAAUGAUCCAAGAAAGGUGCAGAUGAAUCUAAUCGAAACUCGGCUGCACGAUCUUGAAGAUAGACUCCAAACUCACGUGCGCAUCAUGAACGAGCAUGAGCUGCUUCUGGUCAAGGAAGGGGACCACGACCAAGCUGUCCGAGAUAAGCACGUGCUGCUUGUUGCACAACAGAAGGAGUUAGAGAGCAAACGAAGGUUCUUACAACAUGGACUCCGCCGCCUCAUAGGCCACGCAAACCCGGGAGAUGCCCAGCAAAUCGACAAUAAUCCGCAACCCAACGUAGACGUGACCAAGUCUACCCCUGACUUAGAGGGGCAGAGUCCUGGAACCCCUCAGAUGGAUAUGGACGGGUUGUAUUCGGCUCCUCACGACGAAUUUGCGAGUGAUUUCAACAACCGCUUCAUCAUCCAUAAUGUUCAGCUAAAAUGGAACAACUCCCUGAGAAACAUCAUCCUUCGUUACAGCCAUCAAGUUAGUCAACGCCGAGGUUUUGUAUACUACAUGUCACGCCGUGCCGUCAAAUUUAUCCUCGACAUUGUGGAUGAGCAGGCGAAGGCAAAGGAAGAGCGCCGCAGACAAGAGAGGAAGAACCAGCAACCAGUUCCGCCAACACCUAGUAUCAUCUCGCCCAGUGAGGAGAAAGAUGAAGAUUCUGUGAUAGAAGACCGGAUCAAGCAGCUUUUGAAUGAUGCGAAACGAUUUGUCCAUGUGGAAGGAGAGGUGGAGGAAGAUCAGAAGGUGCCUGUGGCCGACAAUGACGAUAUCGAACGGAGACCCUCAACUGCCGACCUUGGUGACAAGAUUGCGGAGAACUUCCAGGCGAUGAACAGCUAUCACCUGCGCCUGAUCGCUCCCCAGAUACAACUGCAGAGUGAGAAAAACACGAAGGCUAUCGUGCUCAUCUCAGCAAAGGGAAUGCAGCUGAAAGUUGUAUCCAUCAUGGACAAAGCUCGCAUGUCGGACGAUGUCAGCGGGCUUGUCCAGCGUCGGUUUGCACUUGAUAUGGACGGGGCACAGUUCUUCGUGGCUACCCAAAAGACAUUGGCCAGAUAUCUCCAUCUCUACUCCGGUAACAGGUAUGGCAACACUCCUGGAUCAUCGUGGCCGCCCUGGGUUUCUCUUGAAGCAAUGUUCGACUUCCAUCUGGAACCUUUCGGUUUCCAACGAGUGAUCCAGAAAACUUCUGCGAGUCUCCGGUACGAAAAGUACAACCCCCUUCGGUUGAAAUACAACGAGGAGGUUGAGAGCAACGAAAACGGAGAGCCAAAUGAUGCAGCACGCAGAGAGCACCGGAUUGAUCAGCUGUGGGUCGACUUCCCGCGGAUCCGUGUUCGAUGCGAUUCCACCCAAUAUUACGCGAUGUAUAUAAUCGUCUUGGACCUGUUGCUAUACAGUGAACCUUUGGAGAAGACGCGAAGCGAACGGUUGGAGAAGAUCAUGCUUGCGUCUGAUUUCAGUGACCUUCGAGGAGCUCCCGAAAUGGCCGAAAGCCUCCAAGAAAGGAUCCGGCAGCUCGAAGACAUCAAACUUCAUUUCCAGAUCCAUGCCAAGUACCUCGACAAGCAAGGCUGGCAAGAUCGAAUCAACCUUGAGAAAGACCUGGCAAGCUGCGAGGAUGAAUUGUUCUUCAUUAUGAAAGCCAUCAAUACGUCUCAACAGAAGAGCGAGGAUCGGAAAGCUUCCCAAUCAAGCGGUCUUCUACGAUGGUACCUAAGUGCUUCUGAAAUUGUAUGGCACCUUAUGCGGGAAAAGGAUGAGCCACUCCUAGAGUUUCAACUUGGGAGUGCUGCAUACGAGCGAAUCGACAACACUGACGGGUCUAAUCACAACGCAUUGGAAGUGGAACACAUCAGAGGCUGGAAUCUCCUUUCCAAUGCACUGUAUCCGGAAAUCAUUGGACCCUACUACGAAUCGUCGGACAAAGAUAGGCGACCUAGCACCGUGGAAUCUCAUCAGAAGAUGCUUCAGGUCCACUGGUACAUGCUGGAAGCCAUUGCCGGCAUCCCCGUACUGGAACGCUUCCAGGUGACCGUGUUUCCGUUAAAAGUCCAGCUCGAACGUGAACUUGGCAAAAAGCUCUUUGAAUACAUCUUCCCUGGCGUGGGAUCGAACGCCUUCGAGAACGGCAACUUCUCGCCACUCAUGGUUAAGAAUAUGGAGCCCACGGAUGAUGGGGACGACCAAGAAUUCGUGGAAGCGCACAGUGCGCUAAUGUCGGAGCAGGACCUUCAGACCCCGAGCCCAGACAAAACUCGCAACACUUCACCAGGUGCAGUGGCGAGAAGGCUGAAACCCACGUACGGCCUCGAUUAUGAGGAGAAACGCAAAGACUCGUCGUUUUCUUCCUACACCAAGAACAAAGGUCUUGGGAUAUCGGGGGAUCACCACAAGUUCUUCAAGCACUUCAACAAGUCCGAGGCUCGCUCGGUCCUGAAGGAACCCACACGCAAAGGAUCCUCAACCAGUUUGAGAUCAGCAAAGAAGCAUGACGCAUCCUCCACAAGCCUUGUGGCCCUCGGCUCCAGCGACGGAGGAACAGAGAAAAAACGCUUCCCAAUGCACCGGCCAUCCAGCAAAGAUCGCAGCCUUACGGGGAAGAAAGACAAAAAGGACAAGAACGGCACACCCAACGACGACCUCUCCCAGAUGAUGUCCCGUGCGUCCAACUACAUGACACUGGCGCACGUGAAACUCAACAGCUUUGUAGUUUGCCUCUCCUAUAAGGGUAAAUCCGACCGCAAUUUCGAGGAUCUCCACGACUUUGUAUUCCGCAUGCCGACGCUCGAAUACCGGAACAAGACGUGGUCAAACCUUGACCUUGCACUCAGGUUGAAGAAGGAUGUGAUAAGGGCUUUGAUUAGCCACACCGGGGCGAUUAUCGGGAACAAAUUCUCGCAUCACAGGCCCAGUAAGAAGCAGGUUGAACGACUCAAGGAGAUUGCGCAUUCAAGCACCAUUGCGAGCUCGGAUAUUAACCUUCAACUUUCGGGGACGUCAGAGACAACAAGUUUGUAUAGUUUUUCGCAGGACGGGAGGGAUGAUGAUUAUGAGUCCUCGGGUAUUUCGUUUCAAUCGCCGCCUGGAACGAAUGGGCAUCAUAAAGGAGGCACAUUCCCCGGGCCCAGCCCGCUCCUACGAAGCGGUUCGUGGUCGUCAAGUAUCAACCUACCAAGCAUUGGAACAAGUGGCGGUGGCGGGACUCUCUCAGCGGCCACACCACGUUCAGUACCCGGCACUGCUAGCGGAGGAGGCGUUGGCGGAAAUGGAAUCAUCGGCAGCACAUCCUCGUUCUUUUCACGACCACGGACUGCACACGCCAGUCCCGCUGCAGACUCCAGUCCAAAUCUUAACAGCCCAAACAACUCACCUUCGUCACCACAAGGUCCGACCAGAAGCCUCCUGAAAGAUACGAUUGGGAGACACUUCUCUGGAGACACCGUGAAAGGGAGGGUUCAUUUCAGUGGGCUUUCGUUGAUCAAGAGCGAAAGUCAUUCGCAUCGCGAGAGGAGUGAUAGCCAUGGCAGUCAUUCUCCUAGCGCCAAGGACAAGGACAGAGAUGGUGGUGGAAGUGAGGAAGGGACGGCUGGAAGUGUUACAGGUGCUGGCGGAGUGGGCGUGGACAGUGACGCCGAAACCAACAAAAGGAAGAGUGUGUUGAUGCUGGGCAAAAAAGUGUUGAACCGGUUGAGCUAG